Chionomys nivalis (European snow vole) is the source of this 2035-nucleotide messenger RNA. It is a transcript of the gene Nkx2-2, whose product is annotated as NK2 homeobox 2. The coding region runs from base 558 to 1436 and encodes 292 amino acids. Gene Ontology annotation, biological process: cell differentiation; regulation of transcription by RNA polymerase II. Gene Ontology annotation, cellular component: nucleus. The transcript is spliced from 4 exons. Gene Ontology annotation, molecular function: DNA-binding transcription factor activity, RNA polymerase II-specific; RNA polymerase II cis-regulatory region sequence-specific DNA binding. The record is from RefSeq and is a predicted model, not a curated record. NCBI's taxonomy places the organism in Eukaryota, Metazoa, Chordata, Mammalia, Rodentia, Cricetidae.
AGCGCGGGGAGUGGGAGGCGGAGCGGGCGCGUUUAGCGCCUCGCCAGCCUCCUCCCCACCCCUGGGGCUCUCCGACUCUGCAGGCUGCUGUAAGGAAGGACGCGCCGCGGGCCCCCACCUUUGCGGGGUUCGUGAGUGGAGCCCAGCCUUAUAUGGACUGAUCGCUCGGGCAAUGGCCCAUUUUUUCCUCGCCACCAGCCGCCACCGCGCGCGGAGCGGCCGCCGGAGCCCGAGCUGACGGCACCUUGGCACCUCUCCUGGAGUUACAAACUGAGGCCGCGCGGCGCUGGGCGCGCAGGCCGCCAGUCACUGCGUACAUUUCCGCGAGCUUUCUGAGAAGAGAGGAGGCGCCGGGUGGGCUUUAUUAUUUUCCCCUUUUCCCACAGUGUCCUCCUCUCAUUUUAAAUAAUAAUUAUCCCAAUAAUUAAAACCCAUCCCCCAUCCCUCCCCCCUUUCCUUCCCUUAACCCCCCUCCCCCGCCCGCCCGGGCUGGGGAGCGCCAGGAAUUGACCAAGUGAAGCUACAACUUUGCUGCAUAAAUUGCGGGGUCCAGAACCAUGUCGCUGACCAACACAAAGACGGGGUUUUCAGUCAAGGACAUCUUGGACCUUCCGGACACCAACGAUGAGGAAGGCUCUGUGGCCGAAGGGCCAGAGGAGGAAAGCGAAGGGCCGGAGCCCGCCAAGAGGGCCGGGCCGCUGGGGCAGGGCGCCCUGGACGCUGUGCAGAGCCUUCCUCUAAAGAGCCCUUUCUACGACAGCAACGACAACCCCUACACUCGCUGGCUGGCCAGCACCGAGGGCCUCCAGUACUCCCUGCACGGGCUGGCGGCCAGCGCUCCCCCCCAAGACUCCAGCUCCAAGUCCCCAGAGCCCUCGGCUGACGAGUCACCGGACAAUGACAAGGAGACCCCGGGCGGCGGGGGGGACGCAGGCAAGAAGCGGAAGCGCCGAGUUCUCUUCUCCAAAGCACAGACCUACGAGCUGGAGCGGCGCUUCCGGCAGCAGCGGUACCUGUCGGCGCCCGAGCGCGAGCACCUGGCCAGCCUCAUCCGCCUCACGCCCACGCAGGUUAAGAUCUGGUUCCAGAACCAUCGCUACAAGAUGAAGCGUGCCCGGGCCGAGAAAGCGCGCAGUCGCUGCAGCACAUGCAGUACAACGCCCAGUACAGCUCGGCCAGCACCCCCCAGUACCCGACAGCACACCCCCUGGUCCAGGCCCAGCAGUGGACUUGGUGAGCGCCGACCCUCCAGGACUCGAGGCCGUAGGCCCUGGCCCCACCCCUACCGCGGCGGUGGCGAGGAGGACUCGAUCCUUACCACGGUUGUUGUUAUUAUUAUUAUUAUAAUUAUUAUUAUAGCGUUGAGCCGACGCUCAGUUGAGGAGGCACGGGGAGGUUGCCUGUGUCUCCUCAGAGUGGCAGAUUCCAUCUCCUGACUCUGCCCCAUCCCUCCCUCCUUUGAACCUUUGGAGAGGAUAGAACUCUUAAGUCGUGUUUACAGAAUGUUUGCGCAGCUUCGCUUCUUUGCCUCUCUCUCUGAGGGGACCAAACUAUCCCAACGUUAACGUCGUCACUUGAAAAGAGAAAGGACAAGCCCCAUCCCCCGCACUGCUUUCGUGAAUUUUGUAAAAUAUGUUUGUGUGAGUAGCGAUAUUGUCAGCCUCCUUAAGCAAGAGGAGAACACUUUAAAAUAUAGAGGAUUUCUUUUUUAUAUAAGAAAAUGCAAAAUAUUUAUGGCCAUGUACACGUUCCGACAACUGGUGGCAGAUUUCGCUCUUCGUUGUAAAUAUCGCUGGUGAUCGUUGCCAAAUGACCUUCCGGAUGGGCCUGUAUCCCCAUCAGGUCUAACUCUCCUUGUCCUUUGUUUUGGAUGGGUUAUGUUUGAGUUGCCUCCGUUUUUCUUUUUUAUUUUAUUUUUGUUUUUAAUUUGUUCAGUGCAAACAUUUUUCAACUAUGAAACAGGAAAACCUGUGUAGGCGAGACAUCCCCCGGCCCCGUUUUCCGGAUUCUGAGCCCUGGAGCUUGAAACUCAGAA